AUGGCCCCUGAUGGCCCCCGCCCCGGCCCCCCGGCCCCCACCCUCUACUAUUUCCAGUGCUUGACGUGUGGCUCCGUGUGCUUCCUGGAUUGGCAGUGGAUGGACCUUUCCUGGCUCCAGAACCCCCGGACCCCCCAGGUCUCCAUCCUCCAUCCUCCAGUUCUGCAGGAAGGACGCAGAGAAAUUGGGAGGAGCGGCGCAAGUGCGAGGGUCUCUGAAUCAAGGAGGAGGAGGGAGGGACCCCGACCCCCCCGCAGGUCUCUGGACCCCACCAGAACCGCACCCGGACCCCCCCCCCGAACCCCCCAGCAGGUCUCCAUCCUCCAGUUCUGCAGGAAGGACGCAGAGAAAUUGGGAGGAGCGGCGCAAGUCUCUGGACCCCCCCGGCUGCAGACCCGCACCCGGACCCCCAGCAUCCUCCCCCCGGACCCCCAUCAGCCCACCCCCGGACCCCCAUCAGCCCACCCCCGGACCCCCCAGUCUCCCCCGGACCCCUAUCAGACCACCCCCAGCCUCCCCCCGGACCCCCAUCAGCCCACUCCCGGACCCCCCAGCCUCCCCCGGACCCCUAUCAGACCACCCCCAGCCUCCCCCCGGACCCCCCAGUCUCCCCCGGACCCCUAUCAGCCCACCCCCGGACCCCCCGGCCCCCCCAUGACCACCGCGGAGGCCGCGCAGAGCGCGCCGCUGCUGCUGCGCGGCUCAGUGCGCGGCUCCUGUUACCGCGGGCUGUGCUUCGUGCUGCUGGUGCUGCAGGGCGGGCUGCUGGACCUGGCCCUGGUCCUCAGCACUGACCUGUCCUGGUGCUGCUGGGCCGUCACCGACCUGGCCGUCAUCGCCGGAUGGGCCGUCUUCUUCCUCAAGAACGCGCGCAGCAAGCGGGAGCGCGCCUGCGGCUUUCGCCAGAGCAGCUCCGUGUUCGGGUGCGCGCUGGGCGAGUUCACGCACGCGUACCUGGCCUGGCUCGUGUACGUGAUCGCGUACACGCCAAGGCUGCUGCUGAUCGUGGAGACGCCCAUCCUGCAGACGCUGGCCGCCCGCGUGCCCGGAGGGAUGACCGCCUUCAAGGUGAACGCGCUUCUGUGCGCGCCGCUGCUGUUCUGCCUGGUCAACUCCGUGCUCGUGGACCUCAACGGGCCCACGCGCCUGCACGCGCACGGCUGCUUCGUGAGCACGUGCGUGGACGUGCUGGAUAGCUUCACGCUGCUGGAGCCGCUGCUGGCCGGGGACGUGCACGCGGACGGGCCCGCGCUGCGCUACACGGUGCUGGGCGCGUAUGUGGCCGCGCUGCUCGUGCCCGUGGCCUGGCUGCACGAGCUGACGGCAUCUGAGCUGCGGUGCACGGGGCUGUGCGCGCGCUUCUGCGCGGGCGUGCUGGUGGACGCGCCCGCGCUGGCCGUGCGCGUCGUGCAGGUGUGGGUGCACGGCGCGCCCGUGUCCGCAUUCCUGCUGAAGAACGUGUUCUUCCUGCUGGUCAGGGCCGUGGAGCUGCUGGAGCGGAGCGCGGUGCUGCGUGCAGCCCGCAGGCCGCCCGGGCCCGCGCACUUCUCCCGGGGGGUGUCCGAGAACGACAUGUGCCCGCACGGAUACGUCAACACGCUGGCCGUGGCGCAGGCCUAG
Molecule: messenger RNA, 1620 nt
Organism: Cololabis saira (Pacific saury)
Lineage: Eukaryota; Metazoa; Chordata; Actinopteri; Beloniformes; Belonidae
Gene: tmem121b
Product: transmembrane protein 121B
Exons: 4
Coding region: 1-1620 (539 amino acids)
Source: RefSeq, a predicted model, not a curated record